AUGGCAUUCAUAGAAGAUUGGCCAAUAGUUGUAGAUAAUGGAGCUGGACAUUUAAAAGCUGGUUAUGCUGGAGAUGGUGGACCAAGAAUUCUUAUACCAAUGUUAAUAGGUAGACCAACAAAAUGUUCAAAAUAUACAGAUUGGUUUGUUGGUGAACAUGCAAAUGUUCUUCGAAAUGAAUUGAUUCUUAAUUGUCCUAUUGCUAAUGGAAUUGUAACAGAUAUUGACGGGUUAUCAUUAGUUUGGUAUUAUAUGUUUAUGAAAGAACUACGUACAAAUCCGGAAAAUCAUCCAGUUCUUAUUAGUGAAUAUCCUUUAUUACCUAAAUUCAAUAGAGAAAAAUUAGCAGAAAUGGUUUUUGAAAAAUUUCAUAUGCCUGGUUUAUUUUUCACAGAUCAAUCUGCACUUGCUCUGUACGCAUAUGGUCUAACAUCUGGUUUAGUUGUUGAUAUCGGUACAGAAAUGUCUAAUAUUACACCGGUUAAUAAUACAAUUUUUAUACCAAAUGCUUUAAGACGUCAAAAUCUUGGUGGAUCUCAUAUUACUGAAUUAUUUCGAUAUAUGCUAGCAAAAGAACAUCCUGUUGCAGCUACUUCUAUCUCACGUGAUUUCGCACGACUUUUAAAAGAAAAAUUUUGUUUUAUUUCAAUGAAUCCAGAUGAUGAAAGAAAAUCAUUGAAUUCCACUUCAACUACAGAAAAUGUACAUCAAACACCAGAUGGUCAUAUUAUAAGUUUAACUAAAGAAAGAUUUAUGGCACCUGAAUUAUUAUUUUAUCCAAGACAAGCAGGUUUAAAUGGUAUAAUUGGACUACAAAAUAUCAUUCAUGAAUCUAUUCAAAAAUGUUCAGCUGAUUUACAUCCAACAUUAUAUUCCAAUAUUGUAUUAAGUGGAGGUAGUACAUUAUUUUCUGGAUUUUCACAACGUUUAGAAAAUGAAUUAAAACAAUUGAAUUCACCAGUUAAUCAAAGAAUAUUUGUACAUAAAAAACAAAAUGAUCAAAAAUAUGCUGUAUGGAUUGGUGGUUCUAUUCUAGCCUCAUUAAGUUCAUUUAAAGAAAUCUAUAUACAAAAAAAACAAUAUGAAGAAUUUGGUACAAGAAUUGUACAUACAAGAUAAAUCUCUAUAGUAACAAUAAAACUUAAUUAAUAUAAAUUUGAAUUAUUCACAAGGAUUUAAGGAAAUAUGCAUUUUAUUCACAUUGAACAUUUAAAUAAAACAAGUACAAAUUCCCCCCUCCCCUCCUCCCAUUCUACACAUUUCAUUAUAUUCAUGAUUAUCUGAAUGAUAAAUUAUUCGACUUCAAGUCAUAGGUAAUGGAAAUGGUCAUUUUUUUCUUUAUUUUAUGUAUCUAUGCUCUAUUGAUUCAUUUUACAGAUUAUGUAUAAAUUAUUUUUGAAUUAUUAAGAUAGUAACAAGCAAGAUGAAAUUGAUGUAUAUUUAUUUUUUUAUAAUAAAA
This is a messenger RNA of Schistosoma spindalis, 1459 nucleotides long. The record is from the annotation of a GenBank genome assembly. Lineage: Eukaryota; Metazoa; Platyhelminthes; Trematoda; Strigeidida; Schistosomatidae.